UCUUAUCCCCCCCGCAGCCGCUGCCUUUGCCUCUCUCGGAGUCGGAGCGCAGAGAAGAUGCGGUUACACGGGGCCAUCGUGCUGCUGGCGGCACUGCUGGCCCUGACCACGGCACAGCAGCGAGGCGGCGGUCGGAACCGCGGUGCCGUUCAGGGUCCGCUGUGGGGUGGCCGCCCGACGCCGUUCAGGAGCUGGGAUGCGACUCGGUACCGCCCGUGGAAGGAGGGGACGGCGCAGCAAAGCGACUGCUGGCGAGGAGGCGAUGUCACCUUCGACAUCAGCAACGACGCUCCCACCAUGGCCGGUGCCAAAGCCACCUUCUCCAUCUCUCUGCGCUUCCCCAGCACUCAGAGGGCGCUGCCCGACGGCCGCGUGGUCUGGAAGCAGAACUGCACCGUUAACGGCACCCGCAUGGUGCAGGGAGACCCGGUGUUCCCGGAGCAGCUGGUUGAAGGUUCCGAUGGCGUCUUCCCCGACGGGCAGCCCUUUCCCCGCAGCUCCUGGGGCAAACGAGGCAGAUUCGUCUAUGUCUGGUGGACGUGGGGGCAUUACUGGCAGGUGGUGGAUGGGGCAGCAUCGAAGCUGACAGUAGGGACGGAUGGGGUGGCCCUGGGCUCCUACACCAUGGAGGUGGUGGUUUAUCAUUACCGUGGCCGCCAGAAGUUCAUCCCCAUCGGCCACGCCAGCACACAGUUCAGCAUCACAGACCAGGUGCCCAUUGCAGUGGAUGUGACACAGCUGGAAGUGGCAACAGGGGACGGCGGGCGCUUCGUACUCAACCACCCCGUGGCCUUCAACGUGAGGCUGCACGACCCCAGCCAUUACCUGCGUGAUGCUGACAUCUCCUAUUCGUGGGACUUUGGGGACCAGAGUGGGACGCUCAUCUCCCGCAGCCCCACCGUCACCCACACCUACCUGCAGGCUGGUUCCUUUGCUGCCCGCCUGGUGCUGCAGGCAGCCAUCCCACUCGGCUCCUGCGGCACCUCUGCAGCCCCUGUUGUGGAUCCCACCACGGGGCCGGUGCCCUCCUUGGGACCUACAGCUACACAGCCUGUGGGUCCCACUGGAUCCGGCACUGCUGCAGCACCCAGCACCCCCACAGCACCCGGAACCACUGCAGCACCCGCAGCCUCUGGAGCACCAGCAGAACCCACGGGGGUCUCGGUGGUUGUGCCUUCAGACAGCGCUGCCACUGAGCCCAUCCCUGACCCAGUGCUCAGCACCGGUGCAGCAGCCAAUACAGACCCCACUGCAGACCCCCAGUCCCCCACCUCAGUGUCCUCAGGUGGGGAUGCUCCGGGCACUGUGGACCCCACAGCAGUGGAGGGAAGCGUGGCAGCAGGUGUGGGGGCAGCCACCCCUGGAGCCACUGCUGCAGAUGUGGAAGUGGAUGCAGCUGGACCAACAGCUGGAGCCACAGCUGGAACCAUAGCAGAUUCCACAGCUGGAAUAAUGGCAGAUGCCACGGCUGGAGCCACAGCUCAAUCCAUGGCAGGAGCCACAGCUGGAGCCACAGCUGGAGCUAUAGCAGAUCCCACAGCUGGAGCCACAGCUGGAGCUAUAGCAGAUCCCACAGCUGGAUCCACAGCAGAGCCACUGCUGCUGGUGAAGCGCCAAGCACCCGAGUCCGAGCCCACCGGCUGCGUCCUGUAUCGCUAUGGCUCCUUCUCCACUGAGCUCAACGUCGUCCAGGGCAUCGAGAACGUGGCCAUCGUGCAGGUGGUGCCCGCAGCACCUGAGGGCAGCGGGAACAGCGUGGAGCUGACGGUGACAUGCGAGGGGAGCCUUCCCGAGGAGGUUUGCACCGUGGUGGCAGACGCCGAGUGCCGCACAGCGCAGAUGCAGACGUGCUCAGCCGUGGCUCCAGCACCAGGCUGCCAGCUGGUGCUACGGCAGGACUUCAACCAGUCCGGUCUCUACUGCCUCAACGUCUCGUUGGCCAACGGCAAUGGCUUGGCUGUGGCCAGCACACGUGUGGCUGUCGGAGGAGCAUCCCCAGCUGCUGGUGGCACCACGCUCACAGUGGGGCUGCUGCUCAUCGUUGCAGCACUGGGCACUGCUGCCUACACCUACCGCCGUGUGAAGUACAGCCCACUGCUGCCCACAGCCCCCCAGGUAUCCCGGCCCCACAGCUGGCUGCCCCCCGGUGCUGCCCUACGUCUGUUGCUACGUCAGGCUUUUGGGGGGGCUCCCAGUGGAGAAAGCAGCCCCCUGCUGCGUGCCAACGCUGUCUAAGGGGGGGGGUCUGCAUCCCACCCCCCGGUACCAUGCCCCCCCCCCCCCCACCUGGCCCGAGCCCCCAGGAACCGGGGGGGAUGUGUGUACUGGCUGCUAAUAAAGACUCAGCUCAGC
Molecule: messenger RNA, 2352 nt
Organism: Coturnix japonica (Japanese quail)
Lineage: Eukaryota; Metazoa; Chordata; Aves; Galliformes; Phasianidae
Source: RefSeq, a predicted model, not a curated record